AGAUCGAAAAAAAAGCAGAAACAUGGACGUCUAGCAGCCAUCUGGGGCUUAAACGCUGCGCUGGAUGCAUCGAAUGAUUUCCUCACGCUUUGCACUUCGUUCACGAGCAUGAUGAUGACCGCGCACGUUUAUCAAACCAAGUCGAUUGUCCCUUAUUUGGAAAAGCAAGCUCUAAAUAUCUGUGCGAAAAAGGGAGAUUUACUCGAGUUUCAAGAGCUUAAAGUCAUCGCCGCACUUUACGGGGGGAUAUUUUUUUCGCGAUGGUUGAGAGGAGAAAUCAUCAAAGCGAUUAGAAUCGGUUUUAUCACGAUGAGGAUGGCACAAACUAUGGACUCCGUGUUUCUCAAAUUGCUCAUACUACCGAGAUUAGCACACUUGCUCAUGAUCUCAUGUCGCCAUUCGGAAGUCGUGGCUCUGCUAAGAGAAUUGG
Wasmannia auropunctata (little fire ant) is the source of this 430-nucleotide messenger RNA. RefSeq lists its product as uncharacterized. The annotation marks the transcript as partial. The record is from RefSeq and is a predicted model, not a curated record. NCBI's taxonomy places the organism in Eukaryota, Metazoa, Arthropoda, Insecta, Hymenoptera, Formicidae. The transcript is spliced from 2 exons.